Molecule: messenger RNA, 2230 nt
Organism: Aricia agestis (brown argus)
Lineage: Eukaryota; Metazoa; Arthropoda; Insecta; Lepidoptera; Lycaenidae
Gene: vn
Product: protein vein
Exons: 7
Coding region: 50-964 (304 amino acids)
Biological process (GO): homophilic cell-cell adhesion; synapse organization
Cellular component (GO): neuronal cell body; plasma membrane; axon
Molecular function (GO): axon guidance receptor activity
Source: RefSeq, a predicted model, not a curated record
CGCGGAGCGAGGAUCGUCUGCCUCGGGGACGCGUUAGCGCUAUGGCGCGAUGAGGAUAAGGCGCGCGGCGGUUUGCUGGGCCCUACUGUGUCUCGCCGGCAGCCUGGCGGCGCCGCGGCGCCUGUACUGCGAGCGGGCGGACGUCGCGUGGCGCGCCUACCGCGCCCCGGCCGCGUUCGAGGCGCGAGUCCAGUCGCUCGCGCGAGAUGCGGCCACCGUGCAAGUGCGGCGCGUGCUCCGGCGCCAGGGCCGCUGGCCCCACGAGGACGCGAUCAUCCGCCUCAAGCUGCCCCGGGAGCCCCUCGAGUGUUCCGGACGUUUCGAAGUGCCUUUACAGAACCGAAAGAACUAUAUCGUGUUCGCGGAGCGGUCCGGCCCGGCCGCGCUGGCGCUCGGGCCCCCGUUGAGGCGGACCGGCAAGCUCGUGCGCCGGAUCCGCGCGGUCUACAAGGCUGGCUACAGCAGCCCGGCCCGCGUGGAGCCGCUGUCGUCGGUGCGGGCGGUGCGGGGGUCGCGUGUCCGGCUGGAGUGCCGGGCGAGCGCGCGCCCGCCGCCGCGGAUAUCCUGGUACAAGGACGGCAGGCCCGUCGCAGAUAUCGGGUUGAGGAGAUUCCGGGUGCAAAGUUAUAGAAGGCGCUCGGUACUAGUUAUAAGACAUGCCCGGCGAGAGGACACCGCGAAGUACGAGUGCCGGGCGCAGGGGGCCAUAGGACCUCCCGCGAUAGCCGCUGCCAACGUCAGCGUGCUCCCCCCGCCAGCGUCCCAGCCGCCCGAUACGUCAUUAUUGGGAGCGCCAUGUCCCAUGCCGGACCCCGCCUCCUACUGCCUCAACGGGGGCACUUGUUUAUACUUUGAGCUGGUGCAGGAGCAGGCUUGCAAAUGCCCCGAAGGCUUCAACGGGCAGCGCUGUGAGAACAAGGACGUGUCGAACAGAAGCACCCGCAUGGCAAGCCGGCAACAGUAAGCGAGAUUUUGGCGAACGAUUAUGGUGAUCUAGAGGAAACAGAUUCACAAGACAGCAUUCCUGCACAACGACCAGUAUAUUCGACAUUUCGUCAAGACGUCUACAGAGGGCGCAUGAAUCACGGAUUCUUGAUUCUGGCAAAAGGCGCUAAACUUUUUAGGCGUUUACUUACUACAUAGUCAUAGUAAAAGGAGGGGAAGUAGGUUACGUACGUGGCGAUGCAUUGAUACUAUAAUGGCGCACACAUACAAGCCGCGCGCGGUGCCUUUGUAUGAAGGUAACUUACUUCCCCUCCUUUUACUAUACAUAGUGGUAUAAAGUGUUUUCAGACUGAAACUUGAUUUUACACUUUUAUAUUAUUUUUGUACCAUUUACAUUAAUAGGAGGCAUAAUAAACGUAUACCAUUAUUAUUACCUAUUUAAAAUGACCAAAUGUCGAAUAAACUGUUAAUUAUGAUGUUCAUAAAAAUAGUUCUAGUUCAUAUAAAGUGUACAUAAAACAUUGCUUUUACUUGCCAUAAUCACAAGCCUAAAUCCGUCCUAAAUUAUGUACCACCGAUAAAAAGCUUCAAAUUAUACAGAAAUAUACUAAAAUAAAUGCCUUUACCUGGAUAAUAAAAAUACAGCAAUAUUUAACUACUUAGAUAUUAAAUUUGGAGCGCUUUUUGACUGUAUUAAUUGCUUUGUAAAUAUUAUUUUUUGUUAUUAAUGAUUUAUUGUAAAUUAUGUACUUUGCCUAGAUAUCAAGCAAAUUGAUGUUUUAAUGUCGUAAAUACAGACUUACUUACAAGAAUAUUGUGACAUUGACCAUAAUGGCAGUGUGUGAAGAAGCUCUUAUUUUGGUUAAGCGCCAACAAUUAAAAAAUAUCAGCUUACACGCGAAGCUAUAAAAGUUAUUAGUGACAUCUUUUGGAAAUAUGGUUUAGGAAAUAAGCCGAGAUGUGCUUAAGAGUUAAGUAAAUACUCAAUUAGUUUUUUAAACAAAGCUUUAAUUAGGCUUCAAAAAUUAUAGCUAAGCUUUAACCUAUUAAUUUGCUUUUAAAAGUACCUUGGCCUGCAAAUUGUAGCAAAAGAUUAUGAUUUGUACACACUGACAAAAGUUAUCUACAAUCAAUGAUAUUAGGUAUAUUAUGAAAAACGUCUGAGUACAAUAUAAUUUAUAUUAGUUACAUUAAUUGCCUUUUCGGCGUCGAAGUUAUUGACUGUAACAUGGAACGUGCAGGAACUAUAUAUAGGUGGCAGCAUAAAUAAAGAUGGACGCCUACA